Molecule: messenger RNA, 342 nt
Organism: Centrocercus urophasianus (Greater sage-grouse)
Lineage: Eukaryota; Metazoa; Chordata; Aves; Galliformes; Phasianidae
Product: parvalbumin, thymic
Exons: 4
Coding region: 13-342 (109 amino acids)
Cellular component (GO): cytoplasm; nucleus
Molecular function (GO): calcium ion binding
Source: RefSeq, a predicted model, not a curated record
UACAGUUCAACAAUGGCCAUCACUGACAUCCUUUCUGCUAAAGAUAUUGAAUCUGCUCUCUCCAGCUGCCAGGCUGCGGAUUCCUUCAAUUAUAAGUCGUUCUUCUCCACGGUUGGCUUAUCCAGCAAAACUCCUGAUCAGAUAAAGAAAGUUUUUGGAAUCCUUGAUCAGGACAAGAGCGGCUUCAUCGAAGAAGAAGAGCUUCAGCUGUUUCUGAAGAACUUCUCUUCGAGUGCCAGAGUGCUCACCUCUGCGGAGACCAAGGCUUUCCUGGCUGCAGGUGACACUGAUGGUGAUGGCAAAAUCGGAGUAGAAGAAUUCCAGUCCCUGGUGAAGGCAUAA